GCCGGACCAAACACCCGGCAGGCGGACCUCUCUCCUCGCUUCAUCUGUGGCUCCAUCCGGACAGAGAUUUCACGCGGAAUAAGAAAAAAAAAAACAAUAAUAAUUUUUAAAAAAAGAACGAAAAGUACAGAUGCUGGAAUCUUUGAGUUGAUUGGAACAAAUAGCAAGCAGAAAAAAGACAGAUAAAGGAAGAGCGGAAGAGUGAAGAGCAAGAGGAAAGAGAAGAAGAAAGAGGAGAGAGAAGAAAGCUUGAAGUUCUUGAGAAAGAGGAGAGAAAGAAAGAGACGGGGACGAUGGGGAGGAAAAAGAUUCAGAUCACGCGGAUUAUGGAUGAACGCAACAGACAGGUGACGUUUACAAAGCGAAAGUUUGGCCUGAUGAAGAAGGCGUACGAGCUGAGCGUGCUGUGUGACUGUGAGAUUGCACUGAUCAUCUUCAACAGCACUAACAAGCUGUUCCAGUAUGCCAGCACAGACAUGGACAAGGUUCUGCUGAAAUACACUGAGUACAACGAGCCCCACGAGAGCAGGACCAACUCUGACAUUGUGGAGACAUUGAGAAAGAAGGGCCUAAACGGCUGUGACAGCCCAGACCCCGACGCAGAUGACUCGGCAUUGAACAAGAAGGAGAACAAGGGUGGCGAGAGCCCGGAGCUCGAGUCCGCUCUCAUCCUCACCCCACGCACUGAGGAGAAAUACAAACAGAUUAACGAGGAGUUUGAUCACAUGAUUAAAACACAUAAGAUACCUCAGGCUGUGCCCCCAUCCAACUACGACAUGCCCGUGUCCAUUCCCGUUAGCAACCAGAACAAUCUCAUUUACAGCCAUCCCGGCGGGUCCCUAGGCAACCACAAUCUGCUGCCCCUGGCGCACCACGGCCUACAGAGAAACAGCAUGUCUCCUGGAGUUACUCACAGACCCCCCAGUGCAGGUAACACAGGUGGCCUCAUGGGAGCUGACCUCACCACUGGCGCAGGCACCAGUGCUGGAAAUGGAUAUGGAAACCACCGUAACUCGCCUGGUCUGCUGGUCUCUCCAGGUGGAAUGAACAAGAACAUGCAGGCUAAAUCACCCCCACCCAUGAACUUAGGCAUGAACAACCGCAAACCCGACCUCCGCGUGCUCAUACCUCCUGGGGCCAAGAACAACAUGCCAUCCAUUAACCAGAGAAUAAACAACUCCCAGUCUGCUCAGUCAUUGGCCACCCCUGUGGUAUCAGUAGCAACUCCCACUUUACCAGGACAAGGCAUGGGCGGCUACCCAUCUGCCAUCUCCACUUCUUAUGGUACCGAGUAUUCCCUGAACAGCGCAGACCUGUCCUCCCUGUCUGGCUUCAACAGCGGCAGCUCCCUACAUCUUGGCUCGAUGAGUGGGUGGCAGCAGCAGCACCUGCAGAACAUGCAGCAUUCGGCCCUGGGACAGCUCGGAAAUUGCUCUAGCUCUCACUUAUGUCAGGGUUCAAAUCUCUCCCUGCCCUCUGCUCAAAGCCUGCACAUCAAGUCCGAACCUGUUUCUCCUCCUAGAGAUCGCACCAGCAGCACACCGGGGGGCUACGGUGGCGGGGUGCCGCCUCCCCAGAAUCCCUCGUCCCGCCAGGACUCGGGACGCUCCCCCGUUGAUAGCCUGAGCAGUUGUAGCAGCUCCCAUGAGGGCAGCGAUCGGGAUGAGCACAGAAAUGAGUUCCACUCGCCUCUGGGACUGGCCCGGCCCGCCCUGGAUGAGCGCGAGAGCCCCUCCAUCAAGCGGGUGCGCCUGUCAGAGGGAUGGGCGACAUGAUGGCGCUGCCCUCCCCUCGGCAGUCUCCCAAGUCGCCCCGAGCCCCCGACGAUGCAGCAUUUCGAUGCCCCCUAAAGUCAGCCCCCCCCCCCGCCCCCCCACCUCCCCCUCCCUCUCCUCACUCGGUAUCACGAGUCAGUCACCACCCAGCUCCACGGCCUCCCUACUUUGAUCUCCUUACCAUCGAAGGAAAGAAAAGGGAUACCCUUUUCGCAAAUCUGUUUGUAAUUUCUUUUCCUUUUUUUUAAUUUUCUUAUUUUAUUUUGCUGAGUGUGUGUGUGUGUGUGUGUGCGUGUGUGUGUGUGCGUGCUAUACAUAUUGACAUUAUCUAAACCAGUUGGGUGUUGUAUUAGGGGUUUCGGGUGGGUGGGUGUUGGUUAGGAUGGGAUCUGGGGCAAUUUUUGUUGGGGAACUAUGCAUAAAUUGUAUUGUGUGUGGAUAAAAAGAAUCACGUAUGCAUAUAUCUUUACACGUGUGUAUGUGUACAUAUAUGCAUAUCAACAAAAAAAAAAAAUAGUCAGGUACUCUCUUUCAUGAAAUGUACUUACAAUUUGCCUCAGUGAUGAUAUAUCAGUGACUAGACACAAGGAAAAGAAAAGAAAAAAAAACACACAAAAAAAACAACAGGAUAGGAGUGUGUGUGUGUCCAGUGGAAAAACACCGAAGCACUUGAGUUGGACAGACAAUAACACGUGUACAGUAUCGGUUUCAUUGCUAUAUACCUUCUCUGCAGUUCUCCCUUGCAAAAAUGUGUGUUAACAUUAGAUGAUGUCAUGUUGCAGGUUCAACGUAUUUAUGUAAAUAGAUGGGCAAAACGGUGAGGGGGGGGGCGAGGCGGGGGGGGGGGGGGGGGGGGGGGAAGGGUGGGGCGGGAGGGGGUCGAAGGUUGCCAGACAUUACAAGAUUUAUUUACUCACUAAAUGAAAAGCUAUUAUGCAACAUUUGAAGGAUUGUACAGGUAAACAGGCGAACCCAAUGCUAGAUGUGUGGACCCGUGGAUGAUUUUAGCGCUCCCCCUUAAAAGACCGGAGCCAGGACCACCCUUCGAUCUAAGAGCUACGUUGGCGUAAUCAAGAAAACUCUGGAUCUAGUAUUAACUCUUCAGUAUUGAUAAACAAAAAAAAAAAAAAACAAAAAAAAAAACCAACAAAAAAAAGAAAAAAACAAUUGUACGAUACACUUGCUUCUAUUUUCAUAUGAAAGGAAUACAAUGCAAAGCAUUUUUGUGGCUUUUUGUAGUUUCUAUAAGCCAGAAUGUGUUUUUUGAUAGCUUUGCUAAUAAGAGGUGGAUAGUUCACCCUGAGGGGAAAUGACAGGACUUCAGAGUCCUAAGCCAUGAAAAACAGACUGAGAUUCAAUGCUUUGCUGAACUGUUUUAUCUUUGUAGAGGUUUGUUUUUAAACGUGUAUUUCUAAUUAUAUAUAAUAAUGGUAAUAUUAAGAAUCUUUAAAAAAAAAAAAUCUGUGAAAUUAACAUGCUUGUGUAUAGCUUUCUAAUAUAUAAAUAUAUAUAAUAAUGAUUUUUGUUGGUUUCUUAGUGGAGUUUCUAUGUGCAGUUGCACAUGUUGUCUGGUUUGUUUUAAUUUGAACUCUGAACAGUGCUGUUCAGGGAUGUAUUUAGACUAACCUUAAAAAACCAGCUGGAAAGCAUUGCCAGGGUUUGUGUGACAGAGAAAAGACAGGCCUGAAUGCUGAAAAGGAAGGAAAGACAAAAAAAAGAAAGAAAGAAAACGUCCUGCUAUAGUGGAAAAUGUCACAAGACUGGAAGCGGGGAAGACACACAAACAAAUGCUGAUGCAUGAUGCGCACGCUUGUCACACUGAUGAGGAAAUAUGGCCGACCCUCAGUCACCGGAUGCAUUUUUAUGCAUCAGAUAUUCCAUUAUGGAUUCAAAUUAUUUAAUUUAUUGCAGUUAAUCUCAUAAAAACACAUUUGUGACAUUAUCAGUUUUCUGCUAAGGCGAGAAUGUUGCAGAUUCAAUCUGUACAUUUUGCUUUUUGAAUAAUGUUAAUGUAAUGCAGUUUUUUUUUUUUUGCCAGUGCAUCGUGAUUAAUUACCCCCGUCAUUUGCGAACCUAAUUUAAUCUGGCGUCGUCCGGCCACUCCUCCUCUUCCAGUCUUGAGGACAGGGUUCCACGUCAUUUACCAUAUCACCGACAGACCGUUCAGCUCAAGAUACAAAUGGAUAACCUGAUCAUGCUGGUAUGGGAGAAGCACAAUUGUUUAUUUUAGAUGAAUAGCUGUUUUUUGAGUUUCUCUUUUUAAAAACAAUGAAACUAGCCACAUAUCUCUCUGCCACUCCCACUCCUGUAUCUGCUGUCACUUAAGUGUUAUAUUUCUAUGUGCAUAUUUCAUGCAGGUUCACUAUGUUGUUACUGUAUACAGUCUGUGUAGUCAAACGGGGCAGAGCCUCUAUAACAAUGUUCUUCUCUCUUUUUUUAAACUUCAAUACAAAAAGGCUGAGAAAAUAAAAAAAAUAAACAUGAUGUUUCAGGCAGCAUAAGUGUGGAGAAACCAAAGCCAGUGGCAUUUUUUUUGUGUUGUAAACUCGACUUUUAUUUGACAUUCAUUUAUGGUUUUUGCAAGCAUUGAAACAAAAAUAAUAAAAGGAUUUGCUCAAAUGUACAAUUGUUUUCACAUUUCAAUUGUAGUCACAAUGUAACCUUUGCAAUCAAGUCUCAUUGUUCAAAGAAAAGAAAAAGGAAACCCCAGCGACAACAUAGGAAUCGACCUGUUUUGUUGCCUGUUUGUCUCCAUUGGAAAUGUUCUGUGCAAAGACGUAUUUUGUGAAUGCGAUUUGUUCACUCAACAGAAUCAUUCAGGCCUAAGUGUGUGUAAUGCGAAGCCACCAGACACGCCAGACACCAUGCUACGUUACACCCUGAAUGAAACAAUGCCAACAUGUCCAGACGAGGAAAUUCGCCCUAUAGUUUUGACGAGACUUUUUACCAAAGACAUGAAGAAAAACUUGUCUUUAUAUCUUUGUGUUCUCUUUCUUCUUCUUCUUUUUCUUUAUUUUUUUUUUUUUUGUGUUUGUUGAAUUUGAAGCCAUUCUUUCUGAGCAUCUGUUGAUCAGUUGUGUUUUUGUCAAUACUAUACUAGCCGUAAAUGUUGGUACCUCAGAAUUUGACCCAAGCAGUACCUCAGCUGAUCUUUUGAUAAGUCACCUGCAGUGCAAAGGGGAGACACCUGUACAGCCAUGUGUAAUAACAUACAAUUGCUUAACAUCCCGACAUUCACAAUGGGAUUCUUUGUUGCUCCACUGUGUUUGUGGUUUAUUUAAGUUGUACUCAAAAAAGCUGAAAAA
This is a messenger RNA of Salarias fasciatus (jewelled blenny), 5080 nucleotides long. It is a transcript of the gene mef2cb, whose product is annotated as myocyte enhancer factor 2cb. The record is from RefSeq and is a predicted model, not a curated record. Gene Ontology annotation, biological process: cell differentiation; positive regulation of transcription by RNA polymerase II; heart development. The transcript is spliced from 11 exons. Gene Ontology annotation, molecular function: RNA polymerase II cis-regulatory region sequence-specific DNA binding; DNA-binding transcription factor activity, RNA polymerase II-specific; histone deacetylase binding. NCBI's taxonomy places the organism in Eukaryota, Metazoa, Chordata, Actinopteri, Blenniiformes, Blenniidae. The coding region runs from base 294 to 1775 and encodes 493 amino acids.